Molecule: messenger RNA, 905 nt
Organism: Pseudomyrmex gracilis
Lineage: Eukaryota; Metazoa; Arthropoda; Insecta; Hymenoptera; Formicidae
Exons: 4
Coding region: 20-538 (172 amino acids)
Source: RefSeq, a predicted model, not a curated record
UCAUGGGUAAAGCAUUAAAAUGGCGACUACCAUGGAACAAAUAACGCUAAUCGAUGCGGAAACUAAUAUUGAAUACAAAUUAGUUAUAUCAACAGAAGACGCUAAGAAAGCAAGAAAUGAUCACGUAUUCGCACAUUCUUUAUUAGAACACGCAAAAAGAAAUACAAAUGUAGAUGUGGUUGAAAAACUUCUAUCUCAAUCAGAGAAUAUAGAUAACACAAAUGAAAUUACUCCUUGUAGUAGUGAAACUGACUCGUCUGUUGAAGUAAAAGAUCAACAUAUAUGGACUCGUUCUGAAACUAUGCUCCUUAUAAAUUUGUACAAAGAACACAUAGCAAAAUUUAAUAGUCCAAAAAGUUCUUCAAAACAGUGCUGGAAUAUUGUGUCCAAAGAAAUGAAAGAUGCAGGAUACAAUAUACCUCCUAUAAAAUGUGCAACAAAAUUUCAAUGUUUAAAAAGAACUUAUAAAUCUGUUACUGAUCAUAAUAAAAAAUCAGGGAAUAGUAGAAAACAUUGGGAAUAUUAUAAGAUAUAUUAACAUGAAUUAGAAAUCUAGAAAUAAUAUAUAUUUAUAUAAUUGGAUUUAAGAAAUAAUUAUGUAUUUAAGAAGAAAAUAUAUGUUGCUGUUUUGUAAUAAUGUACGUAAUAUCUUGUAAUACUUUGUAAUAAUACAUUAUUACAAAAUAGCAACAUAUUUUUCACAAGUUUUUGUCUGUUUAGCAAAAUAUAGAACAAAACAGUAGGUUUUUAAUUUUAGAUUAUGCAUGAGAUAUUUAGUACUAAGCCGUGGAUUGAACCAUAAGCAAUAGCUGGAUCUAAUGUCGACACUAAUGCUAUUACAAAUACUAAUAUAGAAAAUGAAGAUCCAAAAGGUAUUCUAUCAUAAAAAUAUAGCACGUAUUUUA